ACGUCACUUCCGGCGGUAUUCGGGACGCCAGGAAGUAGCAGAGUGUGCGUCCCUCGAUGAAUGAAACUGAACGGCGAACUUCAUUCAUUCAUUCAACUUUCCCACGAAAAUUUGACAGUGUUUGCCAACCACUACAUACUAGCUUGCUCCACCAGGUGUACAUGCUUGUUACUGUAGCUGGACAUAUUUCUGCUUGUGCACUCGUCUGUGCAUCCCUAAAACUCCAGCUGCAGUCGGGUGUGUUUAUGUGUGUGAAGAGCCCGUGUGUGCCAUGUCAGUAUCAGUGAUCAUAAAGUGGGGAGGUCAGGAGUACUCCAUCAGUUCUCUCUCUGAGGAGGACACAGUGAUGGACCUGAAACAGUCCAUUAAGACCUUGACUGGGGUGCUGCCAGAGAGACAGAAACUACUGGGACUCAAGGUCAAAGGUAAACCUGCAGAGGAUGAAGUGAAGCUGGGCUCCCUGAAGCUGAAGCCCAACACUAAGAUCAUGAUGAUGGGUACCAGAGAGGAGAGCCUGGAAGAGGUUUUAGCCCCUCCCCCAGAGAACGAUGACGUGGUCAAUGAUUUUGACAUCGAAGAGGAGGUCAUUGAGGUGGAGAACAGAGAGGAGAAUCUGGCUAAGAUCGCCCGCAGAGUGAAAGACUAUAAGGUGGAGGAGAUGAACCCUCCCAGAGAAGGCAAGAGGCUUCUGGUACUGGAUGUGGACUACACACUGUUCGAUCACAAGUCGUGUGCAGAAACGGGUCAGGAGCUGAUGAGACCGUACCUUCACGAGUUUCUGACGUCAGCCUACGAGGACUAUGACAUCGUCAUCUGGUCUGCUACAAGUAUGAAAUGGAUUGAUGCCAAAAUGAAAGAGCUGGGUGUGACAGACAACCCUAACUACAAAAUUACCUUCAUGCUGGACAGUGCAGCAAUGAUCACGGUACAUACCCCUAAGAGAGGGGUUGUGGAGGUGAAACCCCUGGGUGUAAUAUGGGGGAAGUACGGAGAAUUUUACAACAGGAAGAACACCAUCAUGUUUGACGACAUCGGACGAAACUUCCUCAUGAACCCACAGAACGGACUAAAGAUCCGACCCUUCAUGAAGGCCCAUCUCAACAGAGAGAAGGACAGGGAACUCUAUAAACUGGCUCAGUACCUCAAAGAAAUCGCCAAACUUGAGGACUACAGUGGACUCAACCACAAACACUGGGAGAGGUACCUAUCUAAGAGGCAGCACCACUGAGGAGGGAGUGCAUCCUCUGCAAAGUCUCCGACUGGAUGCUACACCCCAUCAUCCAGUUCUCUCUCUCUCUCACACACACACACACACACUUGGCUAUUACAAGCCCUUUAUUACAAACCGUUACUGUAAAUCCUACACUAACCCUGCAGCCACCAACACUCAAAAGCUCAGGACUGAGAUGGGCUUCCCAAUUUAUAUCUUUGCAUGUUCUCUCCCAAAUCUCACACAUUUUUUUUUUUUUUGGCAUUCAUCACAAUAAUAGCAGCAGUUACCACCCGUCUGUGUGGUAAUCAAGAACUAUCCCUAAGAUUGAAGCCGCAUGCCACCACGGGCCACAAACUUCUACAAACCUGCUUCAGUCAGGGGUCUAAAAAUACAUCCCGGAGCCCACCGUUAAAUAGCACCUGAAGAUAUCUGAGACCCUUUCAACCUGCUUCGGUCUUCCAGAUGGGUUUACAGCACAUUCACAUUAUAGGUGGUGUGAAGUUGCUUGUCUUUCACUAAAAAGUAGGCCUACUUUGCUCAAGCCUCUCUGCUUUACGAAGCAAGUAAAAACAGGAUACACAUAUCAUUUCAUCGUGGUUAAGGUCAAUAAAGUGGUGUCCCCCCAUCCCUGUACGAAGUGGAGAUGUUGCCUAUUGCAUAAACUAGACUGAGAUUAACCAUCAAAAAGCCAAUUAUGCUUAAUUCUACCUGGAAGACGGAUUGAAAAUGAUUAAAUGUGAAAUUCAACCAGAAAUUAUGUUUAACUAAUUCAACAAAUAUGAUUUUUACUUUAGUACAUCUGGCAAGUUAAUUCUGUGCAUAGAGGGCUCCAGGGAUGACGUAUUUUUGUAGGCCAACCAGGAAGUUAUCACCCUGGUUCCCUCGGAUAAAAAGCCAAUGGGAUUUUUCCAUUGGGUUUUGGAUUAUCGCAGAAAAUAAGCUCUGUGGCGAACAAACGUUUAUGAUACUUACACGUUUUGUUUGGCGAGAUAAACUCCACAAAUGAACGCUACUUUUAUGAUUUUAGAAUUUUGAAUGCAAUCGCCAGAAGUAAAAAGCUAACGUUAGGCUAUAAACAAACUACACUGCAGUCGCAUGACUUCACGUCACCACCACUAAGCUAAAGGCUUAGUGACGUUUAGUAGUCUCAUUUAACCACUUGUUAGCAAACAACAAGUAAAAGUUUCAAAAUUGUAACUAAAAACCCACAGACUUCCAGACGGCGGAACCGGAAGUGCUAAAUGCUAACUCAUUUCUGGGUUUUUCAGACUCAUUCCUGCACCACUCUAUUGUAGUGAAGAAUUAAAGAGGAAAAAUUGGAAUGACAGACAGUGUUGAGAGCAAUGGUCAAAGAUAAAUCUAAGUCCAUGAUGUCUGCAACCUCCACUGUUUGACAUGUAAUAAUAUGCAAUAAUCCUCAGAGCUACUGUGACAUUAGCAGCCGAGUUAAGUUCGGGACUGGUUGUAGCGCAAAAUACUCUCAUCAAAGCAGUCGACUCCUGUGCAUGUUUUGGUGGAAAGCUUCCUGUAUGCAGGCGUCACACUGUCUGACACAGACCUGUGGGAUGAAGGAGCUCGUACAUGUACAUACUGUGGAGGCACACACACGGUUAGCUGUCCAUCGGCGGAGGGUGUGUCUUUUUUGUGUUUUUCUGUUCCACUAUUACAUGUCAGCUCUGUUACACUACUGGAAGCACACCCUCAGAUACACUUUUUUUUAAUGCAGAAUUCAUUAGUUUGUGUUUUUGUUUAGAACUUUUAUUGAACUGUUUAGGUAUAUCCAAAUGUUGAUGAACAAAGUGAGGAUGAGGGAUGAUGUCGGGAAUGCGAGAAACUGACUUUUUUUUUUUUGGUAGCUGCUUCAUUAAUGAAAUUAAAGUGUCUGUACUUAUCGUCAACGUUGGAUUUUAAGUUACGGAUGAAGAAGGGGAAGUGUCAGGAUGGGAAAGGGGGAAGGUGUAUCCCACCCUAUGAACAAGUAGCACCUCUGAAGCUCUUGGAAACAUCAGGGAUGUGAUUUUUUUUCAGACUUUGUCAGGUUUACAGCUCUCUUGGACAUUCAACUCCUUUUCAUUUCUUUGAGCUCUGCCUUUUUGUGUUUUCCUCAUCACAUCCCUGACAUCCUAGCUGUAAAUAUGACAAUAAACCUUUUUUUGUACCUAAA
Messenger RNA from Sebastes umbrosus (honeycomb rockfish), 3377 nucleotides. RefSeq names its product ubiquitin-like domain containing CTD phosphatase 1 (gene ublcp1). Gene Ontology annotation, biological process: protein dephosphorylation. The record is from RefSeq and is a predicted model, not a curated record. Lineage: Eukaryota; Metazoa; Chordata; Actinopteri; Perciformes; Sebastidae. Bases 272 to 1228 code for a protein of 318 amino acids. Gene Ontology annotation, molecular function: protein serine/threonine phosphatase activity; protein binding. The transcript is spliced from 11 exons. Gene Ontology annotation, cellular component: nucleus.